Messenger RNA from Rotaria socialis, 666 nucleotides. The record is from the annotation of a GenBank genome assembly. NCBI's taxonomy places the organism in Eukaryota, Metazoa, Rotifera, Eurotatoria, Philodinida, Philodinidae.
AUGGAAACGGAUAAUAAUCAUGCCGACCGAUUUGAAUCAUCAAUGUCAACAUUGAUAAAUGAAGAACAAUCAGAAGAUACCAUCAUUCAUGAUGUUUCUCAAGUGAUGAAUGAUCUUUUGAUACAAAUCGAAAAUCAAAUACUCGAUGAAGAUCAAUCAGGAUUUACAAGUUUUGUUGUUGAAGAUAUUAUGAAUAAAAUUCGUUUAACAGCAUUAGGACAACGACAAUCAUCAAGUGCAGAUGAAUUAUCUUCACCAUCACUUUCAAGUUCUAUUGUUGAUGUUCCGUCAGUUCAAUCAAGUCAUUCGAUAUCUUCAUCGCAAAUAACUUACGAUGCCAAUCAAUAUUUAUCACCGAUUGAUAAACGUAUUCUCGAAGAUAUUGAACUACAGUCACAUGCACUUGCACAGGAAUUCGUUAAAACGGUUGAACAAUUAACAUUAUCUUUGCAUAAUAUGUCUGCUACGAGUGUUUGCUGUCUACAAACAUAUCGUGAUGCUGUUGGAGAAAAAUUGAAUGAAACUAUAGAAACAAACAUAAAAACAAUCUAUACAUUUAUGGCUCAAGCCGAACAAUUAAGUGUACAAAUGGCGCCAAUUUAUGAAUUACAAAAGAAGAUUACACACAUAAAACAGUUACUCGAUAUUCUAACACAAUCUAUUUAA